This is a messenger RNA of Monosiga brevicollis MX1, 2361 nucleotides long. RefSeq lists its product as uncharacterized. The transcript has 16 exons. Gene Ontology annotation, cellular component: plasma membrane. NCBI's taxonomy places the organism in Eukaryota, Choanoflagellata, Craspedida, Salpingoecidae. The coding region runs from base 1 to 2361 and encodes 786 amino acids. Gene Ontology annotation, biological process: protein localization to plasma membrane. The record is from RefSeq and is a predicted model, not a curated record.
AUGGCGGGUUGCUGUUGCAAGUCGCGCUAUAUGCGCCAGAUCGACGCCGCUUAUCCAGCCACGGCAGGCGAGGGACUGAACCGAGAUGCGGCGCGCCACCUGACCUUUUUCGCGCUUUCCAAUCCACGCAAGCUGCCCAAGAUGGCCCGCUACCUCACCAAGAAGAUUGCUUAUGCUCGCGAUCGUGGCUAUGAAGAGUAUGUGGUUGUAGGCGCGCAAAUUUAUGAGCAGCUCAUCACUGCCUGUCACGCCCAAAUGGCGCUCUUCGUCGAACCCUUCUUCUCGGCAAUUGAGCACCUGCUCGAGGCGGACAACCUCGUUUAUCAGCAAAGCGCCACAACCGCUGUACGAACCGGCAUUCGAUCGUCAAUGCACCUCCCCAUCAUCUUGGUUCUUUCCCACCGGCUUACUCAAUCCAUGGCCUGCACACGUUCAUGCCUGCUUCUGCAGUUUGAGCGAUUUGCCUCUCUGCAGACGCAGACCGUUGAUUACGUGCGGCAUCAAGACUUUCUCAUUGCCAUUUUCAGCAGCAUGUGCUUUAUGCAGGCGGAUGAGGUCUCUAGCGAGGCGCUGUACGUCCCUGUCACGGGUUUUGCCUGCAUGUUUGGUCGCUCAGAGGCUCGCGACUGCGUGCGGGCCCAGACAGGUAUGCAGGGCUUGCGGAGCAUCUUGUCCAAGGCCAGCCAUGGCCAAGAGGAGGCCUUGCUGUGGAACAAAUCGAACCUCUUGAAAAUUGUCCACGCCGUUCUCCGCAACAUGUCUGGAUUGCACCCACAUGCACGCCCAGCUGAUGCGCUGGUCGAUCAGCGUGUGGAGAAUGGCGAGCAAGCCAAAAGCUGCUUGACCGACCUCCUGCUGCAGGCCGGCUUCAACAACCUCCGCGCCGUCCUCGAUUUAGUUGUCGCGCUCAGCAACAUCACAUCUUGUUGGAUCGCAUGCUCUUCACUUUGCAAGAAUCGACCCCCAUUGAAGUUCGCAGCGCUGUGCUUGAGACAAAUUCGCCAUGCCCCGACGGAUGGCAUCUGUCAAACAGUCGAGCAGGCCAUUGAUGCGCUGAUCCGCACGCUCUCGGCUCAUCGAAAGGUCGAAGUCAUCACGUUUAUCAUGGGUCGCCUGGAUCAGUGUAGCACUGAGGUCGAGGUCCGGCUUUUGAGCCUGGCUGCUUCCGUCUCUGAAGCUUGCGAGGUGCGCCAAAUGUCGCUUUCGUUCCACUCGUGCCCCCCUUCCAUGCGUUCUGAAUAUGCUCAUUUCUCUUAUCACAAGUAUCCCGAAUCAUCCCGACUCGUUCUGACCUACUGGUACUCUCCUCUGGUGCAGGUGCAACCUCUGCAUCACGGACUACCCCGAGCUCUUCUCGAACCCUUGGUUCAGCGCUGUGCCGCAGAGAAUGAUCAGCUGCGACUGCUCAGCAUCCGCGUCCUAGAUUCUCGCCUGCGCUGUCGCCUUCCGUACCUGACGGCAUUGCUGGACUCGUUCACGCGCAGCGUCAUGAGCUCGCGCUCCAACGUCUCGGAAGGCAGCCGUACAACCCUCCGCGCGCCUGAAAAGGACGUGGCAUACUUUGGGAGCAUCAGCAAAAUUGUCUACUCGGCGCUGGUGCAGACGAUUCGUACCAUCACCGAUCCCGCAGAUCCCACGCUGACGCCGUGGAUGGACGUCGCUCUCCGCAUGGCCUCAGUGUUUGGCCCCCAAUUCACCAUCCAGACCAUCAACGCCGUCUUAACCAUUCCUGAAGGGGCUGUGGCUAACAAGACCAUUGCCACCGCCUUCUUGGCGCAGUUUCUCAAACGCCUCUCUGCCACCUUUGAUCUGCGCAAUCUGCGCAAGGCCGUCGAUGAGCCAUCUAAUCUUUCGCGUCAACGCGUGCAAGAGCUUUUGCGACAAGAUAAGUUUGCGGUUGAGUACCUGGACGAGGUCACCACGCCGUUUGUGGCUUUGGACACGUCCAGCAAAAUGCCACAGGCCCUGGCGUCAGCAACUAGCGUCCCAGAAGAUUCGGCAUCUGUGGCCAGUGCCGUUUACUCCAACUCUUCCACGACCCACGGCAUUACUGCCGAAGUCUUGAAGCAGAACGCUUCGCAUCGCCAUGCCAAGUCGAUCAAGGACGUGCUGCGUCAAAACGCGGCAACAAUUCGUAAAAUGCCGGUGCGUUUCUGCGUUUGGUGCAUGGCUGCAUGGCGCCUUUGUGUCUUCAUCGCGCUGCAUCAGUCUCAGCUGCUGAAAAAGGCACUGGCCUUGGAGCCGACGGAGCUCAAUCUUGACCAUCUGGUCCCGUUGCGAAGCAUCACAAAUACGAGCAACGAUCCUGUGGCCGUGAAGCUGUGGUAUGCUGGACCCCUCAUCACGAGUAGUGAGGUCUAA